AUACGACCUUCCUCAUCCAUCCUUUGUCAUUGAUCAACUCUCUUGUUUUUGAGAUAUCCCUCCUGUCAGAGCUAUGCAGCAACAACAAAAUCACUACAAUCAUUUCGAUCACAACCAAUAUCGUCGAUCAUCACUCGCGCAUCCGCCUUAUUACCAACACCAACACCAACAUCAACACCAACAACCGCCACCCGAAUACUCUUACGCACCUUAUCAUGGACCCACACAUGCUCAUAAUAGUAUACCCUUCACCUCUCAAUCCUCCUCCAAUUCGUUAGUUCAAUCGCGUCAAUUUCAGCAACAGCAACAGCAACAGCAACAGCAACAGCAGCAACAACAACAACAACAACAGCAACAGCAGCAACAGCAGCAACAACGACAACCGAUCCAGGAUAACAGCCAGCCACAACAGUCAUACCAUUCUCAUGACUCAAUAGCAACACCAGUAUCCACUGCAUCAGCUCCUUAUCAACAUUACAAUCACUAUAAUACCUAUCGACCUGGCUCUCCAAGUGAGAUGCAAUUCCAACGACAACAGUAUCAACAGCAUCAGCAGGUGCUUCGACAACAGCAUCAACAGUACCAACACCAGCAACAGCACCAGCAGCCAGGUCAUGCAAGGUCCGCUUCCACUGGUGCAUUACCCGCACUCAACUCACUCAAGGAUUGGUUUGAUGCGGUCGACACGGAUCAUAACGGAAGCUUGUCCUGUGAAGAGCUACAGCGGGCGUUAAUGAAUGGUGAUGGCUGGACCCCUUUCAAUGUCGAGACGGUUCGGAUGAUGAUGAAUAUGUUUGAUCGCGAUGGCAAUGGAUCGAUCGAAUUCAACGAGUUUAUUGGGCUCUGGAAUUAUAUUGAGAAAUGGAAGACAUGUUUCCAAACGUAUGAUCUGGAUGGGUCAGGGACAAUUGAUGCCAUGGAACUACGGAAGGCUUUACGAGGAUUUGGAUAUAAUCUGAGUGAGGCCAUGAUUCAGCUAAUCAUGACCAAAUACGAUGUUCGUGGUCGUGGAGACAUCAGCUUUGACAACUUUGUGCAGUCGUGUGUCACCAUCCAAACAUUAACGGAUGCGUUCCGUAGAAUCGAUGUGACCGGCACGGGCGUUGUCACCAUGACUUAUGAACAGUUUCUUGGGCUCGUGAUCAAUAAUCGUUAGGAUCCUCAAAAAAAGGGACGGGAGAGAGCAUAGAUCAAAAAGAGGGAAGAACCCAUAUUCCCUAAUGCACAUGUAUGGAAUUGUCCAUUGUACAUAUUCAAAGCAAGCAAACACGUCGCACUCCUCGCUUUAUUGGAU
This is a messenger RNA of Lobosporangium transversale, 1294 nucleotides long. RefSeq lists its product as hypothetical. Bases 74 to 1156 code for a protein of 360 amino acids. NCBI's taxonomy places the organism in Eukaryota, Fungi, Mortierellomycota, Mortierellomycetes, Mortierellales, Mortierellaceae. The transcript has 3 exons. Gene Ontology annotation, molecular function: calcium ion binding. The record is from RefSeq and is a predicted model, not a curated record.